ACUCUGUGAGACAGACAGACAGACAGACAGCAGAGCAGAGCAGAGCGCCUCCUCCAGCAGCACAAUGAUCCAGCUCCUCUGCUGUCCACCCGGCUGCUGCUUUCAGAAAACUCCAGACUGCCACUGGAUUAAAUAAAGUCGUCAGCUCCUGAGAGAAGCGCAGAAAAGUCUCUUUUUGCAGCAGCAGCAGCAGGAGGAUUGUUGACCAGUUAAACUCCCAUCGGAGGCUCUUUCUGUUCUGGUUUGAGGAGGGUUUUCCCCUCAACUGUUCAACCACCGGCUCACCUGCAGAAGAGAAACCAUGCUCCCCCGGUUUACCUCCCUCCUAUUUCUUCUCCUCCUUCCCCCUGUUUUCUCCUCCUCCUCCUCCUCCCGCCCCCAGUGGGUUCUCCAGCGUGUCCCUGUGGUCCUCGCGCAGCAGACGGCGGCUCGAUCGGCUCCUCACUUCCUGUCGCCGGCCCGCUUGGAUGUCAGCUCCCCCUGCGACCCAGAAUGCCACAAGAGGGCACCCCGCCCGAGCUACUGGGACCUGCGGCGUCUUCUGGCCUAUGAGACGCUCCACUCUGACGGUCAACUUACAGAGACCGCCGUUGGGAUCUAUGGCUAUGACCCCAGUUCUAACACCAGUCCGGCCUACUCCUCAGGGUCGUCUGGGAAGGCUGAGCGGUCACAUGUCAGGAGGAAGCGACAGAUCUUCGGCCACGAUGGGCGUUUUAGCAUCGCUGGGCAGGACUUCCUGCUUAAAUAUCCGUUCUCAGUGGCCGUCAAGCUGUCCACUGGGUGUUCUGGUACACUGGUGGGGGACCGUCAUGUUCUCACAGCUGCACAUUGUGUUCACGAUGGUAAAAACUAUGUGAAAGGAGCCCAGAAGCUCCGGGUUGGAUUUCUAAAAACCAAGCAACGAGACGCACAGGCGUCUUCCUUUUACCUUCCUUCCAACUUCACCAACCAUAUCGAAGGUGGCCCCGAUCCUUACGCCCCACCAACCAACGACAGAAUGAAGUUCCAGUGGAUCCGAGCCAAGCGCACCCAUGUGCCCAAAGGAUGGAUUAAAGGGAAUGCCAAUGACAUUGGGAUGGACUAUGACUACGCUUUGCUCGAACUCAAGAAACCCCACAAACGCCGCCACAUGAAGUUAGGAGUCAGCCCCCCGGCUCAGAGGCUGCCCGGUCGGCGAGUCCACUUCUCAGGAUUUGAUAACGACCGUGCAGGCAAGCUGGUGUAUCGGUUCUGUCGGGCCGGCGAGGAGACGUCAGACCUGCUGUACCAGCACUGUGAUGCUCAGCCCGGUGCCAGCGGGUCAGGAGUCUACGCCCGGAUGUGGGAUAUGCGGCAGCGGCGCUGGGAGCGGAAAGUGAUCGGUGUGUUUUCUGGGCAUCAGUGGGUGGAGCGACAAGGGGCGUCUCAUGAAUUUAAUGUAGCGGUGAGAAUCACGCCUCUCAAAUACGCUCAGAUCUGCUACUGGAUAAAAGGAAACUUUGUGGACUGCCGAGAGGGGUGAGGGGUGUAGCUACAAAUCCAUAGGCCCGCUGCAUCCUCAUACAUCAUACUGGAAUAUCUGGGGCCUCGAGAAUCUACACAUUUCACCCCAUCACUUUUAGCACUGACGUAACAUCACUUAAAAAAUAUUUUUGUUGCCACCUCCCUCGCCAACUCGUCAUAUAUUGAUGCUUUCUCAGACCCCUCGGCGUCACUUUACGGUCGCAGUAAACACAUGCUUAAUGUUGUGAAGUAAACAAAAGCACUUGCUUAGGUUCAGGCAUCAAAACCACUAUAGUUACGUUUAGAAAAGAACUAACGGGGUUGAGCUUAAAACCACUACGUUUGUACAGGGAAAAUGAAACUGAACGUUGUGAACAUGGUGCACGAACAAACAGCUGAUUGUAACGUGACGCAUGGGACACAAACAGCGGUCUGCUGGAUGAAAGAGUUGUGUUUGUUGGACCCAUCCACCCCCCCUCCCACCCACCUGAUGUGUCUCUUUUCACUCCUAAAGCUAUCUCACCACAUUCCCAGCGCACAUUCCCUAAGUGUUAAUACUGACACGGAUGGGUUUAGUUAGUUGGGUGUAGUUAAUGGUGCUUCUCAUACCGACGCUAAAGGACCAGUGUGUAACAUUUAGGGGGAUCUAAUGGCAGAAAUGGAAUAUAAUAUUAAUAAGUGUGUUUUCUUUAGUGUAUAAUCACCUGAUAAUAAGAAUCGUGUUUUCGUUACCUUAGAAUGAGCCCUUCAUAUCUACAUAGGGAGGGGGUCACCUCUCCACACAGUCCCCCAUGUUACUCCACCAUGUUUCUACAGUAGCCCAGAACAGACAAACCAAACUCUGUUAACUUUUCCUGCAUGGGCCGGAGUCGAUAACGUUACUUGCACCAGUCGCCGCCGCUCUCGCUCUCUCGCUUCACCACUCACUUCCCACAUCCACUCACACUCUAAGCACUCUAGUCUGCUCCAACUGGCUCUAAAGAGGGACAAUCGUGUUUUCGCGUUGGCCACCAUAGCUCUCCAACACACUUGGCACACGGAAAAGGCUUCAGGUGUUUGCAAUCUCCUCACCUCACCGCUAGAUACCGCCAGAUCCUACACACUUGACCACUAAAGGGUACCUUGUGCCUCGGUAUCUUAACGCCGACGGCCAUGACAAAGCAUCGGUAUUUGAUGCCCUGGGAAUGAGAACGGGCUGCUCUCGCACGCCAAUAUACGUUAUGACACUAAAUUAUGUAAACAAGGCGUGUUCAUUUCAUUUCAGCUUUGUUUUGCAUCUUCUCUCACAUUUAAAACAAUGAAAAAUUUAGUUACAUUUGGGGAAAACCUUUAGGUCAUGUGGUUUUGCAGAAUAGAGGCAGGUUUAUCUGCUUCUUUGAACAUUUAUGUGGAAGACCCUCAGAUCUGGACCACGGACUGAUGUAAAACAGCCUCUCAGCAAGAGCAGGACUGGGAAAACUGGUUCACUACGCAUUUUAGCCUUUUUAUUGUGCUCAUACUAAAGAUUGCACUGUUAAAACUCUUGAAGUCUUUCUACUGAAAAUGAUUGUGGAUGAAUGUACAAGUCAGCAACCAAAGGUGCCAACAGUUUCUCUCCAAACUAUCAUGAAUCUCCUCUCAGAGGACACAGUGUAUCUCCACAGUGUACGCUGUCAGCUAAAUGAACAGUCAACUUGUUACACGGAAUGAUAUUAAUUGACUGCAGAUGUCAAGUCUGCAGAUUACUUGUAUUAUAAAGCACAUUUUGUUGUACUUUAAUGCUUAGCUCCCUCUGGUGGCAAAGAUAAAACAUUGCAGGUGUCCAGCAUUAUGCAGUCUAGGCCUUCAUAAGCACUUUUGACUUUCUCCUCAUUUAACAUUUGUGAAAAUGCAUUAUUUGUGUCUCAGAAACUGAAGACUGGCGAAUUUAAUGAAAUAUAUGCUUUGAAAUAAGCAAAUGUG
Messenger RNA from Sebastes umbrosus (honeycomb rockfish), 3423 nucleotides. Its product is annotated as serine protease 23-like. The coding region runs from base 302 to 1501 and encodes 399 amino acids. The record is from RefSeq and is a predicted model, not a curated record. Gene Ontology annotation, biological process: proteolysis. Gene Ontology annotation, molecular function: serine-type endopeptidase activity. The transcript has 2 exons. Lineage: Eukaryota; Metazoa; Chordata; Actinopteri; Perciformes; Sebastidae.